Messenger RNA from Rattus norvegicus (Norway rat), 6738 nucleotides. The record is from RefSeq and is a predicted model, not a curated record. Lineage: Eukaryota; Metazoa; Chordata; Mammalia; Rodentia; Muridae.
AGCGGAGUCGCGGGGAUCGGCUGGGGAUGCCUGUAGCUCGGUGCUCGGGCUCGUGGGGCUGCGCAGAGCAGCUGCCUGCCUUGUGGCCCUUUGAGAGCAACUGAGCCGGUUCCGCUGCAGUGAGUUCCGGAGAGUCUGAGCGAGUCAGCGUCCUCUUUUUAAGACGAACGGUUCUUAGAAAGGUCCUGAAAGGAGAAGUUGAACGAAUAACGACAUCAAAUGUUAAUCCACUUUUAUUAGUUAACGGCGAGAGUAAAAGCAAACCUUUAGGAUCCUUCACCCAGGGUGGCCGCUGUAUUAACUGAUGAGGAGGUAGCAGGAUCCUUCUUGUUAAUUCAAGCCAAGUGAAUGAAAGUAAAACAUUUCGGUCCUUCACCUGAGAUUACCUGAUUUUAUUCUCGGGUCGCCUACUUUUUCUAAUAGUCAUGAUGUCACAAAAGAGCUCACCUGCUCAAAAAAGACCCCGUAAAAGCUUAUCUACCGGCAAAACUACGAAAAGCCAAUCUCAUUCCAUUACUUCGUAUUUUAACAGUGUACCACCUGCUAAACUUGCAUGUUCAAUUUGUCAUAAAAUGGUGCCCAGGUAUGACUUAAUCCGGCACCUUGAUGAGUCUUGUGCUAACAAUGGUGAAAUCGUUCAAAAUGAGCCUGCUCAGGCUGGUUUAAUUAACUCAACUGUGCCUACAUCAGAUUUACCCAGUACUCCUUUAGAAGAUAUGACACCUCAGAAGUUAUCACCACCAAAGAGACGUUUAAUCUCUGCCCAGUGUGGUUCAAAACUGGGCGUGCGACAGCAGACCAGUCCCUACUUUAAAAAAGCCUUGGUGUGCAAAAAUCAAAAUAAGCUUCCAAAUCAGAGUGUGGAAAUCAGGUCUUUGGGAAGUCUGUCAUCAAAACUGUCCAGAAGGUACGUAAAAGCUAAAAAAUCACUCUCUAAGAACGAGGGGCUAGCCAGUCAUUGCCCACCGACUUCUCCGUCCCCACCUGGCCCCAGCCUGGUUGAUAACUGUCCAGAGAUGGACAACAAAGAUGAGAUUUUAAACAGUUCCCAGAAGGAAAACAUUUACUCGUGUGCACCUCUAGAGGAAGAGACCGCUUCAGAACAGAAGGUAAAGAGCAGUAAAAGGAUGGGAGAUGGAAGUCAGAAAGCUUCCGGUGGGGAGCCGGCCCUCACGCCUGCAUCCCCAGAGCAGGCCCCCACAUUACUGUCCUCAGACUUAACUCUUGUCAAUAACACGGAUUCCUCUUCGGGAGAUGCUCUCGAACAAGAAGGUGCUGGAAGGGUAGGUGUAGGGGUUGAUGAACAGCUUGCGGCAUGCAGCCAUGAAGAAGUACAAAUGACUGUUGAUGCUGAGGUGGGAACGCUGGUGUCAGGGGGGGCGGAAUCAAACAGUCCUGCUGACAACGACGACGAUGACGCAUCUACAUGGAGUAACAACCCAGAGCUUAGGGAAGCUGGCAGUGCCUUAAAGAGACAAAGGGCUUGCAGUCCUCUGGAGCAGGGCGCCAGUUGUGUUCCCAGUGUGACAGCUCAACCCCAACCGAGUCACCCGUACUACCUGAGGAGCUUCCUGGUGGUUCUGCAGGCCAUCCUUGAGAACGAAGAGGACAUGAAGCUCUUCGAUGACCAGGAGAAGGGCGUUAUAGCUAAGUUUUACCAGCUGUCAGCCAGUGGUCAGAAGUUGUAUGUGAGGCUCUUCCAACGUAAAUUAACCUGGAUUAAAGUGAGUAAACUGGAGUAUGAAGAGAUUGCCUCGGACUUAACCCCUGUGGUUGAAGAAUUGAAGAACUUAGGCUUUCUACAGACAGAAUCUGAGUUGCAAGAACUCUCUGAUGUACUUGAACUCCUUUCUGCUCCUGAGCUGAAAGCCCUGGCCAAAACCUUCCACUUGGUGAGUCCCGGUGGGCAGAAGCAGCAGCUGGUAGACGCCUUCCUCAAACUGGCCAGACAGCGCUCAGUCUACACUUGGGGCAAGACUCAGCCUGGAAUCAGAGCGGUGAUUUUAAAGAGAGCUAAAGACUUGGCUGGCCCGUCCCUUCGAGUCUGUAAAGGCCCUAGGGCUGUGUUUUGCCGCCUCCUGCUUCUGUUCUCGUUGACUGAUACCAUGGAAGACGAAGAAGCUGCGUGUGGGGGUCAAGGUCAGCUGUCUACUGUGCUAUUGGUCAAUCUGGGCCGAAUGGAGUUUCCUCAGUACAGCAUCAGCCGGAAGACCCAGAUCUUCAGGGACAGAGAGGAUCUUAUCAGAUACGCAGCCGCCGCGCACAUGCUGAGUGACAUCUCAGCUGCCAUGGCCAGUGGGAACUGGGAAGAAGCUAAGGAGCUUUCUCAGAUUGCAAAGAGAGACUGGGACCAACUGAAAAGCCACCCUUCCCUGAGAUACCACGAGGCCUUGCCACUCUUUCUGCGCUGUUUUACUGUUGGGUGGAUCUACACAAGGAUUUCCUCUCGGGCUGUUGAAGUACUAGAGAGACUUCACAUGUACGAGGAAGCUGUCAAGGAACUUGAAAACCUCCUCGCUCAGAAAGUCUAUUGUCCUGACAGCAGAGGCCGCUGGUGGGACCGCCUGGCUCUUAACCUGCACCAGCACCUGAAGCGUCUGGAAGAGGCAAUUUGGUGCAUCAAGGAAGGCCUGGCAGAUCCACAAGUGAGGACAGGACACCGACUUUCUCUUUAUCAGCGAGCUGUGCGCCUUCGAGAGUCUCCGAGCUGUAAAAAGUACAGGCACCUAUUCAGCCAGCUGCCAGAAGUCACUGUGGGAGACGUUAAGCAUGUGACCAUCACAGGCAGGCUGUGCCCACAGCAUGGGAUGGGCAAGUCUGUGUUUGUCAUUGAGGGUGGAGACCCCACCAACCCCACCACAAUCCUGUGUUCUGUGGAGGAACUGGCACUGGACUAUUACAGGCGGAGUGGCUUUGACCAAGGGAUUCACGGAGAAGGGUCCACCUUCAGCACCCUGUGUGGCCUCCUGCUGUGGGAUAUCAUCUUCAUGGAUGGAAUACCAGAUGUCUUCAGAAAUGCCUACCAGGCCUCCCCCCUGGAUUUGCUCACAGACAGCUUCUUCUCAAGCAGGGAGCAGGCCCUGGAAGCCAGGCUGCAGCUGAUCCACAGCGCCCCUGCUGAGAGCCUGCGGGCCUGGGUGACUGAAGCAUGGCAGGCCCAGCAAGGCAGGGCGGCUUCUCUGGUCAGCUGGGAUCGCUUCACUUCCCUUCAGCAAGCUCAGGACCUUGUCUCCUGCCUCGGGGGUCCUGUCCUCAGCGGUGUGUGCAGGCGCCUGGCUGCUGACUUUCGGCACUGCCGAGGAGGCCUCCCUGAUUUGGUGGUGUGGAAUUCUCAGAGCCACCAUUGCAAGCUGGUGGAAGUUAAAGGCCCCAGUGAUCGCCUGUCAUGUAAGCAGAUGAUCUGGCUGGAUGAACUACAAAAGCUGGGGGCAGACGUAGAAGUAUGCCAUGUGGUUGCAGUUGGUGCUAAGAGCAAAGGUCUUGGCUGAAAGAUGUCACACUGGGGACAUCUGGCCAUCUACUGGGACAAGAUCUUCAAGUGGAUAAAAAUGUCACACUGAGGACAUCUGGCCAUCCACUGGGAUAAGACCUUCAGUCGGAUAAAAAUGUCACACAGGGGACAUCUGGCCAUCCACUGGGACAAGACUGUCAAGAGGAUAAAGCUAUUUGCACUGUGUCCACUUUGGCUUGCCCGACACCUGAGAUGGGCGGGUGGACUGUUGAAAAUGUAGAAGUCUGCAUGGGAGCUGUAGGAGCUGACUGCCUCCAUGUUGUUAAGCUUUUAAAAAAAAAGCCAGAGGGAAAAUGAACAUGGUGGACUUUAGUUGACACUUGAGCUUCUCUACUAAAUGUACUGGCAGUGCAACCCUUGAACUGGGGUUCUCUCAUGGUUAUCCAAGAAGGGCAGAGCCCAUAGGAAGUUUAAUUUCCUUAGGGGGAAAAGUAAGAACAACCAAAACCAAAUUCCUUAUUUAAAGGGAGGAAGGAUCCAGAGUACUUCAGGUGAGAUAUCACAAUCCGUAUCCAGCUUCGAGCUUUUGGAUUAUGUGUGAUUAAAAACCUGUGCCAAGAUGUUAGGGGAAAAAAUGCCCUCCUGAGGUACUCUGACUUGGUCAAAAAUGCCCUCCUGAGGUACUCUGACUUGGUCAAAAAUGCCCUCCUGAGGUAUUCUGACUUGGUCAAAGGUUGGUCUGGAGCCUCACUCUGCUCUCAGCUGACUGUGAGAUGGUUUACCUCAUAAAAAAAAAAAAAAAGUGAAAUAUCCCAUUCUUGAAAGUGAAGUCCGCUCUGUACUGACCGCGCUUCCUACUGCUCACCUCGCUGAGCCCAGUCCCAGCGCUCACAGCGAGACCUGUGCUCUGCCGCGCAUGUGCCAAGGAGCUGCCUAUCAGGUUACUUCAUGAGGCGACUGGCUCCCGAGUGCCAGGUCUAGAAGUUUAAAAGCCAGGGAGGUAAUAUGUGACCGUGGCUCCCAUGGUCACUAGGAAGCUGUGGGGGAGGACAGGAAUGUAGAAACUACAGUACAGUUACUAGAGGAUGGAGAAGGGGGAGGCCUUCAUUUAGAGAGUGAAAAUGUUUCUGCUAGUCAAAGCACAUUAUGUAGCUGGGAGUGGGGGCUCACACCUGUAAUCCCAGCAUUUGAGAGGCUGAGGCAGGAGGAUUACCUUGAGUUUAAGGUCAGACCAGGCUACAAAGUGAGACUGUCUCAAAAAAAGGAAAAGAAGCUCAUUAUGAGUGCUCUGGCCACUCUGCACUGUGGAACAAGCAGAUGAUAAACACACGGGUUGAUGUGUUGGGGAGGCACAGGCACUGGUUCCCAGGCCUAGUGAAGCCUAAGACCCACACAGGAGGGAACAGACUCCGAAAUUGACCUCUGAACUUCACCUUGUGUGCCACAGUAUACACAUACUCAUCUACACACAAUAAAUAAAAACGUGUUUAAGACAUUAACAACACUCAGUGGGCUUUGUUUAAAUUUGUGUGAUGUUUGGAGGUGGGCAUUGCAAUAAUUCUAUUGGCAGGUAUGAAAGAAAUAGCCACUCUGACUCCCAAAACUGAUCUCGGCGGCAGUGGGGGUGAAACAAAUUAUUUCAAGUGAGGAAGGAUCUGGAGUAUUUCAGUUGAAGUGUCAGAAAUAGUUUUCAACAGCAAAUGUUUGUAUGUAUGUAUAUAUAUAUUACACACACACACACUUUUUUUAAGUGAUACCGGUUUUUCUGAUCGCUUACAUUAAAAAAUAAAAUGCAGCUGUCUCAGAUUUUCAUCUCCCCUCUGUGCAGAAAGGUCCUAAGAAGGAGGCCCUCACAGGCAGAUGAGGAAGAGUCGGAAGCCACCUGGAUCCAGUGUCUGCAGAAAGAACUUUAGGAGGGUUCAGGCAGCAUGACAAAACCAGCUGUCUGUCCCUGCCUGCUGGCAGCUGGCUUUUGCUUGAUUGACAGGGGCAGAUUUGGAGUAGGGCUUUAGGUCACCCAUGCUGGCCUCGAACUCCUCUACCUUCACUACCAAGUGCUGGGUCUCAGGAUUCUGCCACACACCUGGCUAGCUUAUCACGCACUCUCCACCAUUUGAGUUUCCUCGUCAGUCGUCCAGUGUGCAGAUCUGUGUCUCAGUUUUUAAUCGUGUCAUGUUUUCAUGAACCCUUGUUUUUGAGUUCUUCCUAUAUUUUGGUUCUUAGUCCGCUACUGGAUGUGAAGUUGGUAAGGCUCCUUUUCCCUCUCUCUAGGCUGCCGCUUUGGACGGCAGUGUCCUUUGCCGUGCGGAAGCUUCUCAGUUUCAUGAGGUCCCAUUUGUUAUAUUUAUUGUUUGCUUGCUUAUCUUGGUAAACCGAUGAAUUUUUAUUGGGGUUACUAACAGAAGUGUGGGUGAUAGAACAAAGAUGACUCACAAAAGCAGCCGUACCCCCUGAAAGCCCACCUCCCACCCAGGCGACACUCCUGGGAGCUGGAACCCGACUCUGCACAGCCUGGGGUCAGGCGGCUCUGUACAGAGUCUCCUCUCUGCCAGCAGCCGUUUACCCCAUCUUAAAGUACUGCAGACAGGAUUUUGAGAAGCUUGUGAGCACUUUCCCAGUCGUGUGGCAUUCUGUCCAUUUCCUGAGUCCCCUGAACCUCCUAAGGCCCCCAGAAAUGAUUUGAUUCUCAUAUACUGCUACACCACACUCCAUACUGCUCACCCAUCUGUCUCUCAUCAGCUUCCUUCAUUGAAGGUCUAGCGAUGAAUGGUGACUCACCCAGCCACUUUGCCUAUUCAGAGAGCCGAGCUCAACACAAGUUAUUAUUAUUAUUAAGGCACCCGUCUAUUCAUCUUACGAUGAUACAUUCAAUAUUUUCUCUGGCUUAUCAUGCACCGAUGUUAAAUGCACUUACGGUGAAAUCUUUAGUAUUCUUUUUAGUAUGUUUUUGAGGUUAUCUCCGUUAUGUUUCUAAAAUGUCUCUUAACAUUUUAUUUAACAUAAUGGGAUAUUAUUACUAUGAUUUAAAAAUAAUGCAGUAUUAUCAGAAUAACAUGGAUAAGCCUGAAGGACAUUAUGUUAAAUGAUAUAUAUAAGAAAUGAAAUAUAUGAGUUCCUGUUUAUUAAUUUUUGAACUUAGUGACUGUGUUAACAGUGUUCUGUAUCAACAGAAAGCCUUUGCAAAGGAGUUCAAGGCUGUUCCCAACUUUUUCCAGACUCUAUGUAGAAGAACACAAAUAGGUCCAUACUUGGCGCCGGAGUUGUAAAAAUAAAAAAUAAAGUAAAGU